Molecule: messenger RNA, 1153 nt
Organism: Aspergillus glaucus CBS 516.65
Lineage: Eukaryota; Fungi; Ascomycota; Eurotiomycetes; Eurotiales; Aspergillaceae
Exons: 3
Coding region: 145-900 (251 amino acids)
Biological process (GO): regulation of DNA-templated transcription
Molecular function (GO): DNA-binding transcription factor activity
Source: RefSeq, a predicted model, not a curated record
GGGGGGGUCGAGGAACAAAUUUGCAGAUCGAGUAAUGUGAAGACUCGGAAUUUUUCUCUUAACGGCUGACAGUUAAUAUAUAAUAUAGAUGGGAUGAAUUCUGUUCCCGUUGAUAGCUUCAAAAUUAUCACUUGAACAAUCACUAUGGCAAGACCCCAAACAUCGCCCACCCCCUACCCGGACCAAUACACUCUACAGCCCAAUGUGGAAUUCAUAUUUACCUCCGACGAGAGCUGGUCUCACGUCGAGGACAUGGCUCUGCGGAGACGAAUUCAGAACAAGGCCGCUCAACGAAGAUAUCGCCGCAAAAUGAGAGACCAACAAGCAGCAUCCACAGCGGGGCACCGAAGCCCCGUACCUUUAGCGAUGGAGCUUCCCUCCGAUCUGCCUUGGUAUCCCGAUUCUGCACAGGGGCCGAAUCCGACAGCAACGGGAGAGCACACUCCGGCGCUAUCGUGGAACUCGGAAACAUGUGCGUUUUUAAACGGGACGCCGAAUGAGCCAUGGCAAUGCCAUCCGUCAGAAGAAUUACUUUUUCCGCCAUCUGGUGACCAUUCUCGUCCGUCGUCGGUAUCUUCUUGUCUUAGUGGAAACGCGUUUCCUCAAGAUGCAGGAUUUUUGGAGCAGAGCGGGCGGGGCUUCCACGGGGCACUGCCUAUUGAUGAUCCAUUCCUUGCCGUCGGGAUACCCAAACGUAAUUGCCAGUCAUCGCCUCUUCCGCUGUGUUCAAAAGAUACAAAUGCAGACCGUUUAGCGAAGCGCAUUAAAAAGACACUAGACGAAUUAUCGUUGCUCUACGAUAUUGGUAUCGAACUGGAGCUGGUACCCCAGGACAACGAUAUGUUUACUCAGUUGGAGAAUCUGAAGAAGGGCUUUGGUAAGACCAUGGAGGCGGCAUGAGAAUAGAUCAUGAUGGUCAUUAUAAAAAUUUGUUUAUUAGCGUGUGGCAAUCUCUAAUCUCAACUCAUGUGAAGCGACCCUUUCAUUGAAGCUUUCUAAAUGAUUACAAGAUAGGGCCUGUCAAUAGAAUUACUACUAAUAUCCGGAAGAAGACUACAAAAUGGAGAAAGGCAUGGAGAUAAUAUAGAGUCCUUGCUAGACCUAGUACAUUUUCAUUAUAGACGGUAAGAGCCGCCUUGCUAAAUCUACAGGC